This is a messenger RNA of Protopolystoma xenopodis, 1107 nucleotides long. NCBI's taxonomy places the organism in Eukaryota, Metazoa, Platyhelminthes, Monogenea, Polystomatidea, Polystomatidae. The record is from the annotation of a GenBank genome assembly.
AUGUAUGCAUUUUAUUCAUGGCCAAAUGUUGUUCUUUCUGCUAUGGGUGGCUUCUUAAUUGAUCGUGUACUAGGUUUAUCCUAUGGGGGAAUUGUUUUUUCGACAGCUAUCUUUGCCGGGCAAUUGCUUUUAGCUUUGGGUGCUUAUCUUAAGCAAUUGCCAUUGAUGUACUUUGCCCGUUUUGUCUUUGGAAUUGGAGGAGAGUCCCUUCAAGUUGUUCAGAACACUUAUUGCUCUAAUUGGUUCGCUGAAAAUCAGUUGAAUUUCGUUUUCGGCAUCCAGCUUUCAGUAGCUCGCCUUGGAUCCACGGUUAAUAUGAACACAAUGCAUAAACUAUAUGACUGGGUUGGUAAUGCGUUUGGAAUUAGCAAGCAUCAACAGCUUGGUAUUUCCCUUCUUAUUGCUUCGGCCACUUGCUUCCUCUCCCUUUUAAAAGAAUAUAUCUUUCUCCAGCAAAGUUUGCCUGAAACUAUCAGCGAUUCCUCUUCAUUCGUUUCUUCUACUCAAGCAAUACCAUCUGAAAGCCCAACGAUUAAAUUCUCAGAUAUACUUCACUUCCCCAUUUCAUUUUGGGCAGUUUGCAUUAUUUGCGUACUUUACUAUGCAACUGUCUUUCCUUUUAUCGGUAUUGCAUUGCUCUUAUUUGUGCGUGAGUAUGGCAUGUCUCUUGAAAGUGCUGAAUUUACAAACAGUCUGGUAUAUAUUAUAUCGGCGUUUGCCAGUCCAGUGUUUGGAGUUGCAAUUGAUCUAAUUGGCUGCAGCCUCUUCUGGGUUACGGCCGGAGUUUUAUUCACGUUUUUAUCUCACGCUCUCUUCGUAUUCUCAUUUAGUAUACCUCCUAUGCUUAAUAUGAUAAUUCUUGGCCUGUCAUAUUCCAUAUUGGCCAGCAGUUUGUGGCCAAUAAUUGGAUUUAUUUUGCCAAAGCAUCAAAGGGGCACUGGUUAUGGAUUGAUUCAGUCAAUUCAGAAUCUUGGACUUGCGUUAAUGUCGAUAUUCAUAGGUUUAUUAGUGGAUACAAAGGGCAUCCUUGGUUCCAUCUACAACUUUCUUGCGGCCUAUCUAUCAAAGAUAUAUUGUCCUGUAGUAGGAACCAUCAUUGCUACCUAG